GUCAUGCAAGACAAGAUAAUCUGCCUUCCAAAAAGAGUGCAGCCUGCUCAGAACCACUCUUCAUUUCAAAUGUCUCUCAAGCAAUUGCCAGUACCACCCCGCUGCCUCCCCCUAAGCCAUCCCCUGCCAACCCCACCACCGUGGAAAUGAAAGGACUGAAGACAGAUUUGGACCUCCAGCAGUACAGUUUUAUAAACCAGAUGUGUUAUGAGCGAGCCCUUCACUGGUAUGCCAAGUAUUUCCCUUACCUUGUGCUCAUCCAUACCCUGGUCUUCAUGCUUUGCAGUAACUUUUGGUUCAAAUUCCCUGGCUCCAGCUCCAAAAUAGAACAUUUCAUCUCCAUCCUGGGGAAGUGCUUUGACUCUCCCUGGACCACGCGGGCUUUAUCUGAAGUAUCUGGGGAGGAUUCAGAAGAAAAAGACAAUAGGAAGAAUAACUUGAACAGGUCCAACACCACCCAGUCUGGUCCUGAAGGCAGCCUAGUCAACUCUCAGUCUCUAAAGUCAAUUCCUGAGAAGUUUGUGGUUGACAAAGCUACUGCAGGGGCUCUGGAUAAAAAGGAAGGCGAGCAAGCAAAGGCCUUAUUUGAGAAGGUGAAGAAGUUUAGGAUCCAUGUGGAAGAAGGGGAUAUACUCUAUGCCAUGUAUGUUCGCCAGACUGUACUUAAGGUUAUCAAAUUCCUAAUCAUCAUUGCCUACAAUAGCGCUCUGGUUUCCAAGGUCCAGUUCACGGUGGACUGUAAUGUCGACAUUCAGGACAUGACUGGAUAUAAAAACUUUUCUUGCAAUCAUACCAUGGCGCACUUGUUCUCCAAACUCUCCUUUUGCUAUUUGUGCUUCGUAAGUAUCUACGGGCUGACGUGCCUUUAUACCUUAUACUGGCUGUUCUACCGCUCUCUGAGGGAAUAUUCGUUUGAAUAUGUCCGGCAGGAGACAGGAAUUGACGAUAUUCCAGACGUGAAAAAUGACUUUGCUUUUAUGCUUCAUAUGAUAGAUCAGUAUGACCCCCUCUAUUCCAAGAGAUUUGCAGUGUUCCUGUCUGAAGUCAGUGAAAACAAACUAAAGCAGCUGAACUUAAAUAAUGAGUGGACUCCUGAUAAACUGAGGCAGAAGCUGCAGACGAAUGCCCAUAAUCGACUGGAAUUGCCUCUUAUCAUGCUUUCUGGCCUGCCAGACACUGUUUUUGAAAUCACAGAGUUGCAGUCUCUAAAGCUUGAGAUCAUCAAGAACGUAAUGAUACCCGCCACCAUCGCGCAGCUUGACAAUCUCCAGGAGCUCUCUCUACACCAGUGCUCUGUCAAAAUCCACAGCGCAGCACUCUCUUUCCUGAAGGAAAACCUCAAGGUCUUGAGUGUCAAGUUUGAUGACAUCCGGGAGCUACCCCCCUGGAUGUAUGGACUCCGGAAUCUGGAAGAGCUCUACCUGGUUGGCUCUCUAAGUCAUGACAUUUCCAAAAAUAUCACCCUGGAGUCUCUGCGGGAUCUCAAAAGCCUUAAAAUUCUCUCUAUCAAAAGCAACGUUUCCAAAAUCCCCCAGGCAGUGGUGGAUGUGUCCAGCCACCUCCAGAAGAUGUGCAUACAUAAUGACGGCACUAAGCUGGUGAUGCUCAACAACCUGAAGAAGAUGACCAACCUGACGGAGCUGGAGCUGGUCCACUGUGACCUGGAGCGCAUUCCACAUGCUGUGUUCAGCCUGCUGAGCCUCCAGGAGCUGGACCUGAAGGAAAACAAUCUGAAGUCCAUAGAAGAAAUCGUGAGCUUCCAGCACUUGAGGAAGUUGACAGUGCUCAAACUGUGGCAUAAUGGCAUCACCUACAUCCCAGAACACAUAAAGAAACUCACCAGCCUGGAACGACUGUCCUUCUGUCACAACAAGAUCGAGGUGCUGCCUUCCCACCUCUUCCUAUGCAACAAAAUCCGCUACUUGGACUUAUCCUACAAUGACAUUCGAUUUAUCCCACCCGAAAUAGGAGUGCUUCAAAGUUUACAGUAUUUUUCCAUCACUUGUAACAAAGUGGAAAGCCUUCCAGAUGAACUCUACUUCUGCAAGAAACUUAAAACUCUAAAGAUUGGGAAAAACAGCCUAUCAGUACUCUCACCAAAAAUUGGAAAUUUACUAUUUCUCUCCUACUUAGAUGUUAAAGGCAAUCACUUUGAAAUCCUCCCACCCGAACUGGGAGACUGCCGGGCUCUAAAGCGAGCUGGCUUAGUUGUGGAAGAUGCUCUAUUUGAAACUCUGCCCUCUGAUGUCCGGGAGCAAAUGAAAGCAGAAUAACUUAUUUUUCAUCACAGUUUGACUGACACAUGCUUCUACCAAAUACAGUAUAAAUAAUUAGGUAGUCUUAAUGCCUUUCCUAGCUUAUUUUUUUUCUUUUUCACACAGAACAAAAUGUACACAAAGAUUGAGUAAGGAGUCUGUAUUUUUUAAUAAAAAUUUAAUUGUAUAUUUUCAAUAUUAA
Molecule: messenger RNA, 2457 nt
Organism: Castor canadensis (American beaver)
Lineage: Eukaryota; Metazoa; Chordata; Mammalia; Rodentia; Castoridae
Source: RefSeq, a predicted model, not a curated record